Molecule: messenger RNA, 1330 nt
Organism: Ctenocephalides felis (cat flea)
Lineage: Eukaryota; Metazoa; Arthropoda; Insecta; Siphonaptera; Pulicidae
Product: nicotinate phosphoribosyltransferase-like
Exons: 6
Coding region: 104-1330 (408 amino acids)
Biological process (GO): NAD+ biosynthetic process
Molecular function (GO): nicotinate phosphoribosyltransferase activity
Source: RefSeq, a predicted model, not a curated record
AGUGCGGAGUCUGCGUUUUCCUAUUUGUUUGUUCUAACCUUCAUUUCAGUGUUCGAAGUCGUCGAUAUUAUUGAUAAGGACUAAUUAAUUAAUACAUGUUAAAAUGUCGGGUAAUGGUCUAUUAUCCGUCAGCUUAAACGAUGGCGGUCGAAAUCUGUCGGGCCAAAAUAAUGUGGUGCAACCACUACUCACAGAUUUGUACCAAAUUACGAUGGCUUAUGCCUAUUGGAAGUCGGGGAAGACCAGUGAUGUAGCUGUCUUUGAUUUGUUUUUCCGCACCAACCCCUUUCAAGGCGAAUUUACGAUAUUCGCCGGUCUUGAAGAGUGCCUUAAAUUUUUGGAAAAUUUUCGAUACUCAGAUGAUGACAUCGAAUAUUUGAGGAAUACUUUGCCUAUUGCGAUUGAACCUGAGUUUUUUUCCUAUUUGCGUGAUUUAACAGCUAAUGAUGUCACUCUGUACGCAUUGGAGGAAGGAUCUGUUGCAUUUCCAAGAGUACCUUUACUUCGUAUCGAAGGACCUUUAAUAAUUGUACAAUUGCUUGAAACUACAUUGUUGAAUUUAGUCAACUAUGCUAGUUUGAUGGCCACAAAUGCUGCGAGGUAUCGAAUGGUUGCUGGAAAGAAUGUUUCAUUAUUGGAAUUUGGUCUUCGAAGAGCCCAAGGACCGGAUGGUGGUCUGUCAGCCUCUAAGUAUGCUUAUAUUGGCGGUUUUGAUGGGACGAGCAAUGUUCUAGCCGGUAAAUUGUUCAACAUACCGGUGAAGGGAACCCAUGCCCACUCGUACAUAACUUCGUUCACAUCGGUGGAGGAAUUACGCAGCACUCUGCUGCAGUGCAAAAAGACGUCCCACGCGAAGGACCUGCGCCAACUGAGCAUUGACUGGCGCCAGAAGUUGUCCACCCUGCUCGACAUCGGACCGGAGGAGGCGAGCGACGGCGAAUUGGCCGCGCUGAUCUCUUUCGCAAUUGCAUUCCCGGAUGGAUUCAUGGCUUUAGUCGACACGUACGAUGUGAAGAGGUAUCCUAGUCGCAUGACAAACCACAACAGCACAACGGCCACAUCCGAAAACAGUAACGUUUAUACAAAUAAUAACAGUUUAAGUAAAAAUCAUAACUACAAUAAUACAAAUACGACGAAACAAAGCAAUACUAUUGAGACUACGACGAAUAGCAGAGAUGUGGCCGAACGUAAUUACAGAUGCCAGUGCCAGCAAAUUAUAUACUCGUACAAUACAGAAUUGGUGGAAAAGACUUUGAGUACUAACGAAACAUUUUGCGUUUUGGAUUUGAAACAAAGUGCAAGUUGUUGCCGCUGCCCAAAAACAAAGUGA